UAUCUCUGUGAAAAAUAGGUUUUCGUACUUGUUCCAUGUAAGUGAUGCCGUUGGCGAGGAAGCCGUUGCGGCCGCCUUACGCUCACCGAGGGUGAAGAAAACGUGGCUAUCUCUGGUACCAGAAAUUCUUUUCAGACUCUGGAAGGGCUAUCACUCAGGAACCUAGCAAUUUCAUUAGGUUUGGAUUAUUAGGAUUAGUAUUUAUAAUAUCUCAUAUUAUUCUAUUUGUUCUUUAUUAAAAUGUUAAGUUAUGUCUAGGAUGCUCAGUUUCUUUGAAUUCGACACUUUACCCUCCGAGAAGGAUGCUUACACCGUCGCAGAGACGGAAAUGGUAAAAUUCUUUUCAGACCCGGAAAGAGAUAUUUUUCAGGAACUGUCUAAGAUGCUCAGCUUCUUCGAAUUCGACACUUCACCCUCCGAGAAGGAUGCUUACACCGUCACAGAGACGGAAAUGGCAAGGUUAUAUUGCGUGUAUUAUGGGGACCUUAUAACCAUUGUAUUGAGCCUCGAGAAGAAGAAGUUAAGCAAUAUCGUCGCCUCGAGUAUGGAAUUUUGUCGACCAAUUGCCCAGUCCUGCAUUAUCUCUGUGAAAAAUAGGUUUUCGUACUUGUUCCAUGUAAAUGAUGCCGUCGGCGAGGAAGCCUUAUGCUCACCGAGGGUGAAGAAAACGUGGCUAUCUCUGGUACCAGAGCAUAGCCACGAUCUCUACAUUUCGUACCUUCGGUCAGAAGUUAUCGAGGAGGUCCAGCGCCAAGAAAAAGCGGCGACGGCACCAUCGUCAAAUUCACAGCAGUCAUCACAGUCGCGAAAUUCGCAAUCUUCGAGCUCGCAGGAACUCUCGAAAAUGCUAAGUUUUUUUGAAUUCAAUACUGUGCCCUUUGCGACGGAUGCUUACACCGUUGCAGAGACGGAGAUGGCGAAAUUCUUCUCCGAUCCUGAAAGGGAUAUCUCUAUGCUAAACCGGUACAAGUAUAUGAAGCCGGUUUUUGUUAGGCUUAAUACCUCCCUACCAUCGUCUGGCCCUGUAGAACGUCUAUUUUCGAUUGCGACGUUCAUCGACUCACCACGCUCAAACAGGUUAACAAAUGAAAAUUUCGAGAAGAGAGUUUUAUUGAAGGCGAAUUUGCACGAGCACGUACCACGUCGCGAAGGCAAAAAAGUUGACAAUUCUUUCUAACAGUGCCACGGAUACAUCAAUCUUCAUUUUAAAUUGUAUUACGUCGUGCUCGUUUUGAUAUUUUCUUGUGAUAUAGUAAUUCAUUUUAUGGAUAUUAAGUAUGUGUGUAGUAUAGUACAGUCUGUGUCUCAUACUGCCAUCAGACUGUUCAACAACCUUCCCUUGAACCUGAGAAAAGCUCUUCGGAAAUGGGAAGUAAAAGAGUUUAUGGCUGAUCUAAAAGCCUUACUAGUUGGCAAGGCUUUUUACUCCUUAAAUGAUUUUUUUAAAUAAUAUUAAACUGUAAUUUUCUAUACCUUUUAUUUUAUUUUGUAAAAUUUUGUAAUAUUCUUAAUGCUUCCCUGUGUUCUCACGUACCUAUAUUAUAUUAACGAGUAAACCUUUCAUUUUUCGUGGAUUUUUCCUUCUUUUAGGGCUGCAUCAACGCCGCGGAGGAGGAGUGACACACCGUCAUAUUCUGACAGUCCCUCCCUGUCUGUGUUCUCAUCGACAACAACUGAAGAUGAGGAAGCUGCUAAUGUAACCAUCUCCCAGCCGCUGCCGAAGAAAGUGAAGGAUGCUCUUGCGGGUCAAGGAUUUUCAGCCACAGGGAAGACGAUGACCCAC
This is a messenger RNA of Bemisia tabaci, 1783 nucleotides long. The record is from RefSeq and is a predicted model, not a curated record. Lineage: Eukaryota; Metazoa; Arthropoda; Insecta; Hemiptera; Aleyrodidae.